Messenger RNA from Loa loa (African eye worm), 1209 nucleotides. RefSeq lists its product as hypothetical. The record is from RefSeq and is a predicted model, not a curated record. Lineage: Eukaryota; Metazoa; Nematoda; Chromadorea; Rhabditida; Onchocercidae. The coding region runs from base 1 to 1209 and encodes 402 amino acids. The transcript has 9 exons. Gene Ontology annotation, molecular function: protein binding.
AUGAGUGGAUGCAAAAAACUCUUGCACGAAGUUUUAAAUGAUAUUUCAAAUAGUGGUUGCAAAACACCUGAGCAUGAGCUUUCAAGUAUCACCUAUCUUUUCCGUUGGAUUAUACCAAUUGUACGACCUGCUGGUGCUUCAUUGUUUCAACAAACACAUUUUUAUACGACAUAUGAAGCAUUUGCUUACGAAUGGACGAUCAACUUCAUAGGAUCACCACAAUGGCCUGAAAUGAAAACGGUCUGGAGAUUAUUUGUCGAUCACUGCAAAGUAUUUACCCAACCAACUCCAUUAGCAGUAGUAUUUAAGUUGCAGCUGAUGAAAGGUGAAGAAUGUUCACCACAAAUUGUCUCAGUGCCGGAUUCAUAUCAUUCGACAUUUUUUUCGAGCGGGAAUUAUCGCCUUUUUGAAGGGAAUCCGCUACUCACUUCACUGUCAGAAGCUUUUAAUAUACACUCACGGUGGCAUGGUGGUCGUGCAAUGCUUACUGUAGAAAUGAGUUUUUCUGCUAGCGAUUUCCGAAUACAAAUCAAUAAAACUUUACCAGUACAAUCAUUGCUCAAAGAUUGCGAUUUUCGCAGAAAGCUUAAAGAUAUUUAUCAAAAUAUUGAGCCAGAUUUCAUAUUCAAAACGCUGGAUGGUGACAUCCAUUCAUACAAAAGUUUAUUAUACAUAUCAUCACCAUAUUUCCGCGAUUUAUUAAACUCCGAUAAUAUUAUAUUAAAUCAAAUUACUCUUAAUUAUAAUCGUGAAGCUGUUCUACAGACCUUAUCCUAUAUGAUCUUUGGUGUAUUUGAAUCAUCCAAAAUAGUUGAUCCAGAAUUAAUAUCGCAAAUGUUAAAAUGUGCCAAACAAUUUCAAUUACGAUUGACACAAUUUGAUGAUGAUAUUGGACGAGUGUUAAUAUUUCAACUUUUAAACAAUUUGGAUAAUUUGGAUGGAAUAAUUAAAAUCUUAUCGUUAACACAUCGACAACAAUCAUAUUAUCAAGUGAAACGUAUGUGUAUUGCAAUGAUUGUUGAGAAGCAUUACUGGAAAUUUGUCAAAGAAUACAAUAGUAAUGCAAUUGGUGAAAAACUGGAUAUUUUUGAACUUUUAUCAACAGCAAUAGUGCCAAGUUUAUCACCAAUUAAUCGUAUACAUACCAUAUAUCGAGGUGGUGCGACAUGUCAACGAAUAUUACAUUAUAAGAAAUUUGGCUGUGAAUAA